AAGGGGAAAAUUUUCAAAGAUUUCGCGGCAAUAUGAGUUCAAGAGUUAUGUCCAGCUUAUUAUAGACAUGUCUUCUGAAUAAUGUAUUUGUCGGUUGACAGGCAUUAUAUGUAAUCGGGGCAAUGCACUGAAGAGAGUGUGUUUAUAAGGUAUUGCUAUGGAUGUGUUGAAUCCUUUAGUCCUGUGGUCGCAAACAAUUUCUCGUGUUAUACUCCGUGUGGAACUGGAAGCAUGCCAAGUGGAUGAGUGUACUUUGACCGGACGCAGAUUGAUGUUCCGCGGCACCGGUCAGGGUGCUUCGGGUAGACGGACUUACACAUUUUCGCUUGAGUUGAUAGCUGAUGUUGGCCCACCCUCGGUUGCAGUGUCAGAAACCAACGUGUAUGUGACACUGCCAAAAGUUGUUCUGUCUCGGUGGUCUCACCUUGUAGCAGAACGCCUUCACUUUGUUCGCUUCGAUUUCGAUAGGUGGAGCGAUAACGAGGAAGAGGGACAACGUAAUGUAGUCAAUGAUUAUCCUGACGUAUUGCAAAGCCUGCAGCGGCAAGAAUUGGGCUACAGUAGGGAACAGAGCAAAAAGGUUUAUCUAGCGCUGUAUAAUUUGCUGCAGUUUUGCGGCUUUCUUUACAUUGUUAUCGUGCUUAGUAUCCGAAUCAUACGUCAUGGCUAUAUUGCAACUCACGAUUCAUUUCUUGCCGUGGGCAGCGUUUUCAAAUUCUGUCAACUUAUGCAGUUUCUCGAGGUUCUGCACCCUCUCUUUGGAUACACAAAUGGUAGUGUAAUAGCACCACUGAUGCAAACUGUAGGACGGGCCAUAGUUCUUUUUUUCGCCAUUGAUACAGACGAGCGAAUCCAACGCCUUACCAUUGUGACCUACCUGUUUUUCGUUUGGGCAUCCAUUGAGUUGGUGCGAUACCCAAACUACCUGUUAAACCUCUUACAGGUGAAAGUGGCUUUAUUAGAGUGGCUUCGGUACACACUCUGGAUACCACUUUAUCCGCUCGGCACCCUCUAUGAAGCCCUUAUUUUACUGCGGGCCGCUGAAUUUAUGGAGGACUCUCAGCACUUUGCCAUCCGUUUACCCAAUGCUGCCAACGUUACUUUCGAUCCGCCAUUAGCAAUUCGGGUAUACGUGCUUGUAGCCAUCUUACCUGGAGUGUCCUACCUCAUGACCAAUAUGCUACGAGCGCGAAGAAGACGCCUGAAGGGGCGUGAUUGAAAGAAGUUGUCAGUUUCACUAGGUUUACUUUUAAAAUGUUGUUUACUUUCAUUUUUGUCACCUAACUCAUAUUAAAUUAAAUUUCCUUUUAUAAUAAUUUUUCCUUCACAUUCAUCUACAAUUUGGCACAGAAACAAAGAGUUUUUAUUCUAAAUCCGUCGCUCAGAAGACUAUAUUUCAGUCUAUGGUUUUAAUCUAGCCGCCACCUCGUGGCUCUCACGUUAUUUGUAAUGAAAAAUAGAGACAUGACAUGAAUUUCAUUUUAAUUGCUCCUCAACGUUUUACGCGCAAAUCUAGGAUUUUUUAUAAAUUUGAAUUUUGCUAGCUUUGCCAAAAAAAAAAAUUAAAAAAGCCUCUGAUGGAAGCUGAGUGAAAAAAAAAUGUUUAAUAACGUAUUAUAUGUUGUAUAUAAAAAAUAUAAUGUAUAUUUUUUCUAUGCAGUUUUCUUACCAAAACAAAAUGAAAUAAUAAAAUAAACAAACAAAAAUUUUAUAA
This is a messenger RNA of Phlebotomus argentipes, 1714 nucleotides long. RefSeq names its product very-long-chain (3R)-3-hydroxyacyl-CoA dehydratase (gene Hacd2). Gene Ontology annotation, biological process: sphingolipid biosynthetic process; fatty acid elongation; very long-chain fatty acid biosynthetic process. Gene Ontology annotation, molecular function: 3-hydroxyacyl-CoA dehydratase activity. Gene Ontology annotation, cellular component: endoplasmic reticulum membrane. The coding region runs from base 158 to 1219 and encodes 353 amino acids. Lineage: Eukaryota; Metazoa; Arthropoda; Insecta; Diptera; Psychodidae. The record is from RefSeq and is a predicted model, not a curated record. The transcript has 3 exons.